Gongylonema pulchrum is the source of this 366-nucleotide messenger RNA. NCBI's taxonomy places the organism in Eukaryota, Metazoa, Nematoda, Chromadorea, Rhabditida, Gongylonematidae. The record is from the annotation of a GenBank genome assembly.
AUGCCGAAGAAUGCGCGAAUUGAUGCCUAUUUGGAAUCGAUGUCCUCACAGACUGAAAAUGAGCCGUCGAAUUCACCGAAUGCAAGUGCUGAGUACAGUGGCGGUUUAUCGGAUGAUUCCUUGGAUGCUCUUCCCGCUUCUUACAGCAACGGUUGGAACAACAGGAAUGCGAUGGAUCAAAUGAGCGAAAGCGUUCACUUUGGUCAGAAUGAGUUGCUGCAACAACUGAAACAGCGCUUGAAGAAAACGAAAUCCGAAUCGCCUGUAACUGCAGUUCCGAGAUUUCCUGAGACCAAAAAAAUCUGUACGGAACGAGCGCAGCAGCCCUCUUCAGUAAAAACAGACGCGAAGCUAAAAAAAGUUUGA